This is a messenger RNA of Gavia stellata (red-throated loon), 3021 nucleotides long. RefSeq names its product CD101 molecule (gene CD101). The record is from RefSeq and is a predicted model, not a curated record. NCBI's taxonomy places the organism in Eukaryota, Metazoa, Chordata, Aves, Gaviiformes, Gaviidae.
AUGGGGCUGGCGCGGUGCCUGGCGGCUGCCUUCCUCCUCCUCCCAGUCCUUGGUUUGAGCACUGGCCAACGGGUGGUGACUGUUCAGAAGGGGCCCCUCUACCGUGUGAGGGGGUCCCACGUCACGCUGUGGUGCAAGGUGAGCGGCUACCAGGGCCCGGCGGAGCAGAACUUCCAGUGGUCCGUCUACCUGCCCUCGGCCCCCGAACGGGAGGUGCAGAUCGUCAGCACCGUCGACCCCUCCUUCCCCUAUGCCGUCUACACCCAGCGUGUGCGCAGCCGGGGGAUCUACGUGGAACGGGUGCAGGGGGACGCUGUCCUGCUGCACAUCACCGAGCUGCAGGACCGGGACGCUGGGGAGUACGAGUGCCACACGCCCAACACCGACGAGAGGUACUUUGGGAGUUACAGCGCCAAGACGAACCUCUCAGUGAUCGCGGACACCCUCUCGGCUUCCAUGGUGCCCCAGGUCCUCACCCGUGCCGAAGGGGAGGCGGUGGAGCUCACCUGUGAGGUGUCCAAGUCCACUGCCCAGCACACGCAUCUCUCUGUUGGCUGGUACCGUCUUCAGGGAGCAGGAAAGAGCCAUGCUGAUGAGGUCCUCACCCUCUCUAAGGACUUCGUCUUGAGGCCUGGGCCCUCUUACGCGCAGAGGUUUCUGGUGGGGAACGUGCGGCUGAACAAGGUUGGGAACACCACGUACAAGCUCUCCAUCGGGGGAUUGGAACCGUCCGACUGGGGGCAGCUGUACUGCGAGGCGGCAGAGUGGAUUGAGGAUCCUGAUGAGACAUGGAAGGACAUCUCCCGCAAGCAAACAGGGAGGACGUCGCUGGCGGUCAUGAGCCGGGGCAGAGACCUCUCCGUGGACAUUGCUGCUGCUGAAAGCUCCCUUUCUGAAGGUGAUACCUUGCAGCUAAAUUGCAUGGUGGGAGCCCAGAAGAGCAGCAGCAGGCAAUUCCAAGUGCUUUGGCUCCUCAAUGGCAUGGAAGUGGCCAAAGUUGACCCCCAUGGGGUAUUGAUUUGGGAGGAAGAAUAUGAGGAGAGAGCCAAGCUGGGGCAGCUCCGAGCAUUCAAGCAAAGCAACACAGUUUAUGUUCUCAUCAUCUAUGAGGUGGGACUGAAGGACAACGGCACAUACCACUGCUCUGUUUCGGAGGUGAACACUCCUGGAGACUUUCACAGCAUCCAAACCAAUCUGUCAUCAGGCAUCCAAGUCGACGUGAAGCCAAUAGAGAGCCACAUGCGCCUGUCCGUGUCCACCAGCACGCCACAGGUCAUGGCAGGAGAUGCCUUGAUCCUUCUUUGCGAGGUGCAAGGAGCGACCAGCCCUGUGUCAGUGCAGUGGUGGCACUUGCCACCACAGCACCCGGGUCCUCGGGUGCCGGUGGCCACCAUGGAGCAGGACGGCACCCUGAUCCUGGGCAGCGCCUACUGGGACAGCAGGACUCGAGGGAGCCUCCGGCUGGAGAAAGCAAACUCCAGCGCUUUCACCCUGGUGAUCCCCAACACGUUGGAUGAGGGCGACAGCGGGCGGUACGGGUGUGAAGCAACUGAGUGGUCCCGAGGCCAGAGCUGGACAGAGGAGGGGGAGACAGCAGUAACAGUCAGCUCCAUGGGUCUUGGUCUGCACACCACGCUGAGAAGCCGAAUUGCCACCGUCAGAUAUGGGCAGAGUUUUGAACUUUUCUGCCAAGUGAGCGCCAGCUACACCCUUGAGGAGGUGCCGAUGUCCGUGGGGUGGCUUUUCCAGCCCAGCCCACCCACGGGCCACUACCACGAGUUGGUCCGGGUCUUUCCCAGUGGCACUGUGGCCUGGGGGACAACACAGCCACACUUCCAGGGGAAAGCCCAGCUGACAAAGGCUGCCACCUCCUUCAGGCUGCGCAUCCACAAUGCCGUAGCUGCUGAUGAGGGAACGUACCAGUGUGAGGUGGAGGUCUGGAGGAGGAACAUCCUGCCGCUGGGGCAGGCGGCAGCCACCGCCAGGUCCAAUGCUGUGGGGAUAAACGUGGUGCUGCCAGAAAGCAAGCUUCAGGUAUCUACGAAAGAGAGCUCUGUGGAGAUUGCUGGUGGUGCCAACACAGCCAUUGAGUGCAAGAUCGUGUUUGCCCAGAACAGUUCUCAGUUUGCCAUUACCUGGUACCUCCUACCUCCUUCUCCGGCAGAUGCAACCCCCUUGCAAAUCGUAAGGGCUGACUACAGCAGCAUACUGGAAUAUGGGGCUGAGUUCAGCUCUCCUGCACAAAAGUCCCGGUUUCUGAGCCAGAGGGUGUCCAGCAACGUUUUCUGGCUGCGGAUAUUCUCUGCGAACCCUGGGGACCAGGGCAGGUACUUCUGUGUGGUAGAGGAAUGGCUGUGGCUGGUGGAUGGCUGGUACAAACUUGGAGAGGGAGCAUCGGGAAGGACCACGCUGGAGUUCAAGCUCCCAGAGCGUGAACUGCACCUGGAGAAAACCAACCACAGCAUUUCAGUGAGGGAGGGCGAGGAGGUGACGCUGCAUUGCCUGCUGCGGGGUGCCCGCCCGCCCACCGCCCGCCUCUCGGCCACCUGGUUUCGGGGGGAGAAGAGCAGCCAUGCCAGGCCCCUGCUCACCCUCCACCACAACGGCGUCAUCGAGUACCCCCAGGAGAGGCUGGCAGGGAGGCUGCACCUCCGCCGCCCCGCUGCCGGCGACUUCAGCCUGACGCUGCACAGCGUGGAGGAGGGCGAUGCUGGUGUGUAUCACUGCCAGGUGCAGGAGUGGCAGCAGCAGAGCGAGGAGAAGGACUGGGCUCUGCAAGCCUUGGCGUGCUCGGGGUACACCCAGCUCACCACCACCCCGCCAGAGUCAACGGUGUUUUCUAGGAUCUGCUCAUCCCCACCACUACUGAACUUCAUCCUAUACUUACCCCUGGUUCUGAUCCUUCUCUUGGCCCUUGCUGGCUUCUGCUGGUACUUCAAAUUCAGAAAAAGCAAAAAGGGCAACGUCACAGGAGACCAGCUGAUGGAACUGCAAAGCGACGGAGAGGUCAAGAAAACCUAG